GAAGUCAAAGUAUAUCACUGUAUUGUGAGAAUCGAAUUGUGUAAUUGCCAAUUAUGAUUUAUCAGCUAGCAAGGGUUACACUAAAAUACAAAAGCAUAACCCAAAGUUGUGAAAAGACAUCGAGAAAGUCCACCACGACGAACACUGAUUUACAAUUACCCAGGACCUUACAUUUGGCCAAUGACAGCUAGCCCGAUUUACAAGGGGGGCGCGACCAAUCGACCCGGACCCUCCUACUGCGUGGCUGCCGAAUGCGUCCGCCACAGCCCACCGUGUCAGUGUUUGCACGGCACCGAGUACAGGCACAAGCCAUCAACGACGAAACGUUUUCGACGAUACCAAUUGUUCAUAAAUCCCGUUUUCAAUUUGUAUUUACUUUAACGAUGAAUUUUUAUGCAAUAAAAUUGUUGAACUUAUUGUGCGUUUAAAGUGUUUAUUAUUUUCAAUUUUCGGUUUUUAUACAUAUGGCGUAAAUAUUCUUUUAAGUUUUGAAAAAUACAUCAUGUCGUCGUACCUGUCACCAAGAGCCGAUAUGAACGGUAGCGGCAGCGUCAGCCUGUCUCCGAGCAGUUGUAUAGAAGCUCUCAGUGAAAGUUCCUUAUCUAGCGUUGGUGCACCGAGUGGUACAGUUACUGUGUCUGAUUUCUUGCAAUCAAAGCGAAGUCUAUCUUUUUCUUCGGAACAAGUUUCGUGUAUGUGCGAAGCCCUUCAACAAUCCGGAGAUGUGGACAGACUGGCCCAGUUCCUUUGGUAUUUGCCACCUAGCGAGUUACUACGCGGUCAAGAAGCCGUACUUCGAGCCAGAGCACUUGUGGCUUUUCACAGAAGCGCAUUUCACGAGCUUUACGCCAUACUAGAAAGUCAAAGUUUCGAUCCCAGACACCACGUACAGCUCCAACAGUUAUGGUUCAAAGCGCAUUAUUUGGAAGCAGAAAAGAUUCGUGGACGGUCAUUGGGCGCCGUCGACAAGUACCGACUCCGGAAAAAAUAUCCGCUACCCAAAACCAUAUGGGACGGCGAAGAGACUGUGUACUGUUUCAAGGAGAAAUCGAGGAAUGCUUUAAAAGACUGUUACCUUAAAAACAGAUACCCUACGCCCGACGAAAAACGUGAUCUCGCCAGGCGAACUGGGCUGACGCUAACCCAAGUCAGCAAUUGGUUCAAAAAUCGUCGGCAACGCGAUCGGACGCCCCAACAACACAGUGACCUACUAAGUGUUGGCAGCUCGGAUAGCAGACAUUAUGAAAUUACUGAAGUUCAUCACAGCAUCAAACCAGCAAUGACUUGCUAUCAAAGCAUGGCUCUGGCAGCUUCUAACAAGAUGGGUCCAUCAGCCACAACAUUAAAAUCUGAAGCAGCCGCCCCAGGAUAUCCAUCUGACGCCGAUAUAGCUGGUUAUCCAUCGCCAACAGAUUACCAAAGUCAUCAUCUCCAACAUAACCACCAUCAUCAUUACAAUAACAACAGUAGUGGUAAUAACCACAACAACAACCAUCUCAAUAAUCUAUAUCAUCAUCAUCACCAUCAAAUGCUUCAGUCGAUACCUCAAACGACUGCUGCAUCACAUUCAUAAUUAUCGAAUUUAAUCUAGUUUUCCCAAAAAUGCCCACCUUAUAUACUGUACAGUACAUAAAUAAUGAAUUUUAUACACUAAUUUCACAUCUUGUUUAUAUUGCUUUUUAUUAUUAAUUAUUAAAGAUGCGUCAUUAGUAUAUUUUAAAAUAAAUCAAAUGUUAUGCCAAAUUCGCUUUUUCUGUAAACUGCAUUUUAAUUUAAAUUUCUAUUCUUUUGUUAGGCUGAGCACCUUUAAAUAAUGUCUUAGUAAAUUAAUAUUAAAAAUUGAGUUUUUUGUACGAUUACUUAUGGCAAUUUUAAAAAUUAUCCAUUUGACAUAUAAUUUUGUAAAUUCUAUACGUUAUUUAAAAAAAAUAAUUUAAAAACUUUGUUUAAUUAUUAAUGAACAUACAAAUUGUAUUAAUAAACAUUCGUAAAUGAAACAAUAAUUAAACUUAUUAAAUAAAUUGUUACAUACAUUUAGGUUAUUCAGUUUAAAAAUGUAAUAACAAAUAUAUAAAUAAAUAAUUAUUUAAUAGUAAUAAGGGUGUACACGAAUACUUCGUUGGUGUAACACGUUUUGAUCUAGUUUAAUUAAUUCUACUAUAAUUAUUUAGAAUACCGUGCCUGGAGCGUGCAAUAGAUUACAAAAUCACUAAAAUAAUUAGUAGUAAAUCACAUUUUGUGUUAUAUAUCAUGUAUAAUAUGUAUAUUUUAAUUGUAUUAAAUAAAAUAAAUGUUUUCUGUUAUACAAUUGUGCUCUAUUACAGGGUAAUUUUUUGUAAAUUUUAAUUAAUUAUAUAUCAUUAAAUAAAUUAAAGACCAACCAAUUUAGUCAUAUUUAUUAAGAGAAGCACGAUCCCCUUAUAAAAAAUCCAUGUCUUAUUUUUACUGAAAAUGAUAUUUUUAGAAACAUUUUGGCCAAAAUAGAAUCGAAAAAUGACACACACAUUUUAACCUCCCACGAAAAAAUAUUUAUAGAUACGACUCUGAACUUAUUCUGCUUUUCAUAGUGUCUAUAAGGGGGUUAGGGGAUGUCA
Daktulosphaira vitifoliae (grape phylloxera) is the source of this 2594-nucleotide messenger RNA. Its product is annotated as homeobox protein SIX6-like. Lineage: Eukaryota; Metazoa; Arthropoda; Insecta; Hemiptera; Phylloxeridae. The record is from RefSeq and is a predicted model, not a curated record. Gene Ontology annotation, biological process: regulation of transcription by RNA polymerase II. The coding region runs from base 503 to 1573 and encodes 356 amino acids. Gene Ontology annotation, cellular component: transcription regulator complex; nucleus. Gene Ontology annotation, molecular function: DNA-binding transcription factor activity, RNA polymerase II-specific; RNA polymerase II cis-regulatory region sequence-specific DNA binding. The transcript has 3 exons.